Ylistrum balloti is the source of this 1632-nucleotide messenger RNA. RefSeq lists its product as uncharacterized. Gene Ontology annotation, cellular component: chromatin; nucleoplasm. Gene Ontology annotation, biological process: positive regulation of DNA-templated transcription. Bases 1 to 1632 code for a protein of 543 amino acids. The transcript has a single exon. Lineage: Eukaryota; Metazoa; Mollusca; Bivalvia; Pectinida; Pectinidae. The record is from RefSeq and is a predicted model, not a curated record. Gene Ontology annotation, molecular function: zinc ion binding; ubiquitin-protein transferase activity.
AUGGCCAGUUCGAGAUCCAUGCGGCGGGCCCAGGUACCCGUCAACAAAAAAUGUUCUCUUUGUGACAGUGAAGACAAUGUGAACUGGUUCUGUAAUGACUGUCAGGAGGCUUUAUGUGAAGAAUGUAAAGAACUCCAUACACGAGGGAAGAAAACUAAAAACGAUGACGUCGUAAUGAUAGGGAAGGCUAACCGUCAGGAUGCCAAACCUGUCCUGGAGGUAUGUAAACUACAUCCCGGUAAACCAUGUGACAUGUAUUGUUGUGAUUGUAACAUGUUGGUAUGUUUGAUGUGUCUUUCACAGACGCAUAAACGUCACAAUUGGAAACAUUUAGAAGACGAACUGACAAUAAAAAAGCAGCAGAUAAAAGAACACAUAUCAACAAUUUCUGCGAAAAUAACACAUUUCGUGAACGUGACAAUAACGUUACAAAGUGCUAAGAAAGGUAUUUUGGAAAAUAUAAACGGAAUGCGAAAAGAGGUGAACUCUCAGAGAACGAAACUGAAGGAUGAAGUAAAUCAUAUCGCGGAUACAGCACUGGCGGAGUUAUCGGCCUUGGAGAAAGAACAGUUCGCCCAGUGUAAUAAUGUCUGUCAACAAUUCGAGAAGAAGAUUGAAGAGCUGACGCGUCUUCUUGAAAAGGCGCAAGUGACCUAUAGAUCAAGUGUAUCCAUGUUUGAUCUGGAAAGGUCAUUAAGGUCAUAUCUGCCUCUGGAUGAUGUGAACGUAGGGAAUGUUUUACAAAAAAACCCAAUCUUUGUUACAGGAAGUAUUGACCGCCAUCUGUUGAUGAAAAUGUUUGGUGAAUUACUCCUUCCGAACCAGUACAAGAAGAUCGACAUCAACAGUAACCACGUUCAGUGCCUCUCAAAGUUUACUAUCACUCAACAAAAGAUAAUAUUCGGUAUAUGUCCAGUAGACCGCAGUCAUGCGUGGUUAUCAAUACACGAACACAAAGGUCUGGUACUGGUCCACAGGAAUGGCGUGGUCACAGAGGAAGUGAAACUGAACUUUCGUCCGUACAGAAUCGCCAUGAUAGGGACCACCGACGUACUUAUGACCAGUAAUACACGUAGUACAUUCGUGUAUAAACUAUCACUACACAACAAACAAGUGACAACAUUUGCCGACAUCAGUCCACAUCAAGCGUGGGACAUCAGCAUCAACAAGACAGGCAUGGUCUUUGUUAGUACCGCAACACCAGACAUAGUGGUACUGAAUCAAUCAGGUGCGAUUGUAAGGAAGUUUUCCUGUGGAAAGGAUAAAUCGCAAGACGUUACGUGUUUGUCGUCAGGACGUCUGGGUGUUGUGGUAGGUGAUUGGGAAAGUAGGGAAAUAAUCGUAAUUGACGAGUCAUAUACGGUCAAACACGGAUGGACUGGUGAACUGGACAAUGGUAAAAAAGCUAAUGAUAUGUUAGUGUGUAAGAUGUCAUGUGACAAGUACGACAGAAUGUUUAUACCAGAUUACAGAAACAAUCAGGUGUACGUGCUAUCGAGUGAUAAGAAACAUGCCAAGUGUCUUAUGGACCAGAAACAUAGAGUGGUUGAACCUACAGUUGUGAGUGUGGACAAGUUUGGGAACGUGUGGAUCGGGUGUUGGGACGGUACUGUACACGUCAUGCGCCUGUAA